GCACGAGGACUGUGUGACGAGUAACUGUCCGGUGGGACAACUUGGGACCGCGCGUCAAUUCUUUGCGUUUAGUCGGUUUUUAACGGAUUUUAAAGCUUCAUUAUUUUCCCCUCAGAACUGACUGACGUCAACAGAAUAAAAGGGGUUUAAUGUGUAUGAGGUCCUCACCCCACCACCUUCAGGGAUCAUGCCCUGUCUCCAUAGCAACUUCUGGCCCCAGGUUGGCCCAGAGUGAGUUUGGGUCAAACCAGGCCUGACGUGGACCAGACCAGGCUGAGGUGGGCCUGAAGCAGGCCAGAGUCAAGCAGAGACAUCAUGCACCAGCUGUUUGGCCUGGUUCUCGGCCAGAGGGACCUGUCGCGGGCUGGAGACCUCUUCUCCCUGGAAGACUCUGAGAUAGAGGACUGUCUCUCACAGGCCCUGGAGGAAAUCAAGGCUAUCUCCUGCUCUCCUGACUACCUGACCAAUGACAAUGACCAGGCGGUGGUGGAGAUCUGCAUCACGCGCAUCACCACGGCGAUCAGGGAGACGAGGUCCAUCGAGCGCCAUGGGGGGGCGUUAGUGAGUCUGUGGGAGUCCUGUCUGGAACACAACCUCACCCCCCAGGGCAAAGACGAAGACACACCCCAUGCCAAGAUAGCCUCCGACAUCACCAGCUGUAUGCUGCAGAACUACAGUCGUCCCCCAGUGAUGGCUCUAGCAGUGCCGGUGGCAGUGAGGUUUCUGCAGAGAGGCAACAAAGAGCUCAGUAGGAACAUGUCCAGUUAUCUCUCUCUGACUGCCAUGGAUAAGGCUGAACUACUGGCUGAACACACAGAGGCUAUCACCUGCAGCGUGCUGGGAGGUAACCACAUGCUCCUACGCGUGUUGCCGUCCGUCUACCCCAAACUGCCCCAUGCCAUCCAUCGUCACCUAGGCAACCUGACGGCCAUGAUGUCACAGCUCGAGUCACCGGAGCAACAACACCUGCUGAGGCUGAUCCAGAUGGUCGCCGAGCAACAGCCACAGGUGCUGAGCCCCCUGGUGCCCUCCCUGGUUGGUUACCUAGGCGAUGCCUCUCUGAACGAGACCCUACUGGGUGCACUGGUGUACGUGUCACAGGCUAGCCCCGCCUCCAUGGCCCCAUUCCUGCCCGCGCUGAGGGUUGUGGGUCAGCAGUACCCGGUCCUGCUGGGACACGUGGUUAAAAUACACAGAGCUGUGGGCUUGACCAGUGAGUGUCAGGCCCGUAGCUCCCUGGUGUACCUAGUUUCUCUACUGGGCAGUAUGGAUCACAGCUUCCACCACACUCUCCUGCUGGAGAUCAGAGCCCUGACUGACAGAUACACCUCCAUCCUGGGAGGCUGUGCCAAAGACAUCUACAGGAUGAGUAACAGCUUCACCUCCAUAGCCAGACUACUGGGUAGAAGACUGGAGACAGACACUACUAUCAACUGCAGGGUUGAAGAGGAAUCAGAAGGCCCUCCUUCCCCUUGUAUCUCAGAGGCCAGUGUGUGUGGGGGUGCAGGGGGGUGUGGAGGGGGAUCAGAGCAGCGACUGCAGGUGAAGAUCCAGGCAUUUGAGGAGAAGAUGGGGGAGGAGGGGGGAGAGGGCUCACCUACACCCCAACGCAGAAACAGCAUGGGACAAGCCACUAGAGAGAAACACAGAGAGAUGAGGUUUAACAGGUCAAAGAGUCUGGCUCUGCAAGCCGUGAGGUCACGGUCCGUCAACUCUGACAGCGGUCAGGAUGGAGAAGGGGUGGAGCUAACAUCUGACGCAUUCCUCUCAGAAUCCCCACCCAAUCAGCAAACAGAAGCCUUAGAUACCUCUCCCACUGAGAGGAAACUAACCAAUGAGAACUCCCUGUCUCCCUCCACCCCUCCCGCCAUGCCCCGUGAGGAACAGAGGGAUGGACAGGGAGAGGGGGAAGGAGGGAGAGGAGGAGGAAUAGGAGAGUGGAAAGAGGACAAGCUGUACAGCCACCUGAGGGACAACAUGGAGAAGAUCAAAGAGUUCUGUUCUGAGAUGGUUCAACAGAUCCCCAUACCAGAGCACUGUGUCAUAGAAGACUCGAGCCAGGGAAGUGUGGCGAAGCUGUCGUUCUCGUGCCCUCUGAAGGGACGUUACUGUCUCUAUACCAAGUCCUGUUUCACCCUCACCAGCCUCCAGCCACACCUCUGGAUCAACAUCAUGCUGCUUCACCUACAGAGUCAGCACAGCGCUCCUCUCUCCUCUCUGGAUGACAGUGUGCGGAGGUUGGGGAGACUGUGGGAGGGGACCCAGCUAAAAGGAGCUCACAGCUUCUCCAUGACCCAACAGCCCACUCCACACAGAAAGGACCUGGAUAGUCUGCAGAUCCAUCUGCAGGAGGUGCGUUUCUUUCACCUGUUUGGAUUCAGUGAAGAGGAGGGCAGCUGGCUCUGCUAUAUGUGCACAAACCCAGAGAAGGCCACAGUGGUGAACGAGGAUGGCCAGCCGCUGAUAGAGGGGAAACUGAAGGAGAAGCAGGUUCGCUGGAAGUUCAUCAAACGCUGGAAGACUCGCUACUUCACCCUGGCAGGAAACCAACUCCACUUCCGGAAGGGAAAAUCAAAAGAUGAGCCAGACGACAGCACCAUCGAGCUGAGCAAAGUGCAGAGCGUCAAGGUGGUGGCUAAGAAGCGACGUGAGCGGGGUCUCCCUCGGGCCUUUGAGAUCUUCACGGAUAGUAAGACGUACGUCCUGAAGGCUCGUGAUGAGAAGCAUGCUGAGGAGUGGCUCCAGUGUAUUAAUGUUGCCGUGGCCCAGGCCAGAGAGAGAGAGAACAGAGAGGCCACCACCUACCUGUGACCUUGUAACCUGGAAGAUAUUCUACUGUGACCCGUUCCUGACCCAGAAACACAACACACAUCCCCGCACUACUGAACCAUCGACUAACAACAGUCCUGUGAUGUCCACUGUUUCUGAUCAUCUGACAGUCCUCCGAUAUCAUCGUAGCGUCCACAUUAAUGUAGUACUGUUUAGAAACAUAUUUUAUUCUUAUUUACAAUAAAAGUGAUUACAAAAUGACACACUACAUUAUGAUUAGCAGUCAUUUCUAUUGGGCACAAAAUAAUCGGAGAACUUUGAAUUUGUCCCAGUACCUUUUGGUCCCCUAAAAUGGUGGGGGGCUAUGUACAAAAAGUGCUAUAAUUUCGAAUAGGUUGACCCGAUAUAGAUGAAAAUCUCCUUAAAUUAAAGCUGAUGGUCUGCACGUUCACCUAAUAGUCAUUGUAUCAAAGCCAAAGUGCUGUAGUACAGAGGCAAAACAACAACACAAUUGUCACUGUCCCAAUAUUUUUGGAGCUCACUGUAUGUCAUAUUUGAUAAAUGAACAGACUAGUCCCCUGGAGGUCUUUAGCAGAGGCUCAGAACAACAGGGGUGGAUAUCGGUCACACUGCUGGGGGCUGUGCGUUCUCUCUAUUUCCAGGAAACAUGUUUCUAUGGAGAAACACAUUUAUUGGCAAAGCUAUCGUCUUUGUAUUCUCGCUUUUUUCAUCCAAAAAAAAGAGCUUGGUGUGUGUGUGUAUGUGUGUGUGUGUGUGUGUGUGUGUGUGUGUGUGUGUGUGUGUGUGUGUGUGUGUGUGUGUGUGUGUGUGUGUGUGUGUGUGUGUGUGUGUGUGUGUUUACAAUGACAAGCAUCGUUGACAAUUCUGACAUGUCCCUGAAUAAAUACAUUAAACCUGUUGUUUGCAGAACUGGCUCUCAUCACAGUGGAAACUUCAUUUAAAAACACAAAUAAAUGUCAACCCCAGA
Messenger RNA from Oncorhynchus kisutch (coho salmon), 3757 nucleotides. Its product is annotated as ventricular zone-expressed PH domain-containing protein-like. Gene Ontology annotation, cellular component: plasma membrane. Lineage: Eukaryota; Metazoa; Chordata; Actinopteri; Salmoniformes; Salmonidae. Gene Ontology annotation, biological process: regulation of signal transduction. The record is from RefSeq and is a predicted model, not a curated record. Gene Ontology annotation, molecular function: phosphatidylinositol-5-phosphate binding.